Messenger RNA from Astrephomene gubernaculifera, 1698 nucleotides. Lineage: Eukaryota; Viridiplantae; Chlorophyta; Chlorophyceae; Chlamydomonadales; Astrephomenaceae. The record is from the annotation of a GenBank genome assembly.
CAUACUGUUGCAAGGCUAAUCACGGACUCAGUUAAAGGCGGUUGCUUUGAUGUUCGUUAGACCUUUCAAUAGAAGGAUUCUUUUCUCAAGGAAGUUACCCCAAACUAUCUUGUACCAUUACAUUAACGUGCCCAAACUAUAGCGGAGUACUCACUUAGUUCAUUUAAGCUACAAGAGUUCCCUGCUUCUGACAGUUGCUUCGGCGUGCGCCGGCCGGCAGCCAUGCUUCUCUUUGCUGGCUCCUACGAGCGCUUUAUCUUUGGCUUUUCUGCUUCGGCGGAUUGCUCAGAGCCCCAGGAUAUUGUAAAGCGCUACACAUUUGCGGCGCACAAGAAUGGUGUGAAGUGUUUGGUCGCUGCAGGGCCUUAUGUGGCCUCUGGCGGUGCCGAUGACCUCAUCCACCUAUACGACAUGAAGGCCGAGCGGGACCUAGGGGUGCUCAUGAACCCGGGGGACGGCGCCGUGCCCUGCCUGGAGUUCUACACGCCAGAGGGUCGCUCCUCCCCCAGCCACAUGCUGAGCGGCAGUGCGGACGGCGGCAUCAGCAUCUGGAGCUGCCGCGACUGGGAGCACCUCAAGGUGAUGCGCGGCCACAAGGGCAGUGUCAACAGCGUGGCGGUGCACCGCAGCGGCAAACUGGCGCUGUCCACGGCUAGGGACGGCGCCAUCCGCAUGUGGAACCUGACCAAGGGCCGCUGCACCUACACCGCCAAGCUGGACGCGGAGGCGGAGGUGGUGGCGUUCUCGCGCAGCGGGGAGGCGUACUCGCUCAUCUGCGGCAACAAGAUCUCCGUACACAGUACCGCCGGCGAGGGCGGCCUGCUGGCCAGCUACACCGCCCCCCGCCGCAUCACCUGCAGCCUGCCCGCUCCCAGCGAGCACCUGCGGCUGCUGGGGCUGGAGGAUGGCAGCGUGCGGGUGUGGGACGUGCGCGUGCGGGAGGCCGGCGGGCUGGUGGGGGGCUGGGAGCGGGCGCACGGCAGCAGGGUGCGGGGCAUGGCGGCCAUGCAGGAGGGCGACGGCCCGCUCCCCACCUCCCUGGCCACCGCCUCCAGCGACGGGACCAUCAAGCUGUGGGACACACGGCGGCUGGCAGGCAGCCUGGGCAGCGGCGGCGGCAGUCAGACAGGGUCGGAGGCGGUGGCGCCGGCGGUGUGUACGGCAGAGAUAUCCACUAACGCCCGGCUGACGUGUCUAGCAGCGGUGGAUCCGGCGGCCGCGGUGGCAGCGGCGGCAGCGAGGGUGAAGCCGGCGACAGCGGGGGCAGCGGCAAAGCAGGAGGCAGCGAGGGGGAAGGCGGAGGUGGAGAAGGGAAAGAAGAGGAGUGCGGCGGGGGGAGGGGAGGCUGGCGGGAAGGGGAAGCAGCAGCUGCGGCGGCCGGAUGAGGGUGCGGGCAAGGGGAAGCAGGCGCCUCCGCAACAGCAGCAGAAGCAAAAGCAGCAGCAGCAACACCCGCAGCAGCAGCAGCGGAAGCAGCAAGCCGCGGCAAAUCGUGGACCCGUGGGCCGUGACGGCCGCGGCAAGGGCGGCGGCCGUGGCGACGAUGAUCCGGGUUUUGAGGUCGUACCUGCACCGCAGUACGACAACGCGCAGGAGUACGGCAGCGGCAAUCGUGAUGAUGCAGAGAAGAAGCCGGGUGCGCGGCGACAGGAGCAGGGUGUGGCAAAGGGGCAGAGGAGAGGCCUCAAGCGUACGGCA